Molecule: messenger RNA, 3530 nt
Organism: Ceratotherium simum simum (southern white rhinoceros)
Lineage: Eukaryota; Metazoa; Chordata; Mammalia; Perissodactyla; Rhinocerotidae
Gene: TMC3
Product: transmembrane channel like 3
Cellular component (GO): plasma membrane
Molecular function (GO): mechanosensitive monoatomic ion channel activity
Source: RefSeq, a predicted model, not a curated record
CCAUUGGAGAAGCCCCCUGCCUGCCGGCUUCCCAGGGCCCUGCCUUCCCCUACUGAUCGUUGCAGCAGGUCGGCUCCCAUGAAACCCUCAAAGGCGUCCCAGCGCAGUAGAAGCAUCCGGAGAAAUGCCAGCCAGCACUACUUCUACCAGGAGUCCCUGCUGCUCAGCAACUUGGAUGAUAGCUUUAAUGCUGAUGAAACAGGGGACAGCAACGAUCCAGAACAAAUCUUCCAGAAUAUACAGUUUCAGAAAGAUCUCAUGGCAAACAUUCGCUGCAGACCCUGGACCAUGGGACAGAAGCUGAGGGCACUGAGACGAGCGAAGGAGAUUGUGCUGAAGUUUGAAGGGAGGCUGACCAGGACCCGAGGCUACCAAGCAGCAGGUGCAGAGCUCUGGCGCAAGUUUGCUCGUCUCGCUUGUAACUUUGUGGUCAUCUUCAUCCCCUGGGAAAUGAGGAUAAAGAAAAUCGAGAGUCAUUUUGGAUCUGGUGUUGCCUCCUAUUUCAUAUUCUUGAGAUGGCUAUUUGGAAUUAAUAUUGUGCUCACGAUUAUGACAGGUGCUUUUAUUGUCAUUCCAGAGCUCAUUGCAGGCCAGCCCUUUGGAAGCACGGCCAGCAAGACCAUCCCCAAGGAGCAGGUUGCAUCUGCCCAAGACCUGGACACCGUCUGGUCCCUGGGGGGUUACCUCCAGUACUCAGUCCUCUUCUACGGCUACUAUGGCAGGGAGCGAAGGAUUGGCAGAGCAGGCUACCGGCUGCCCUUGGCGUAUUUCCUGGUGGGGAUGGCAGUAUUUGCUUACAGCUUCAUCAUUCUCUUAAAAAAGAUGGCUAAGAACUCCCGCACGAGCCUUGCCAGUGCUUCCAAUGAAAACUACACCUUCUGCUGGCGGGUGUUCUGUGCCUGGGACUACCUCAUUGGGAACCCAGAAGCUGCAGAGAGCAAAACAGCUGCCAUUGUGAACAGCAUCAGGGAGGCUAUACUGGAAGAACAGGAAAAGAAGAAAAGCAAAAACCUAGCAGUGACCAUCUGCCUGAGGGUCAUCGCCAACAUCCUGGUGCUUCUCUCACUCGCGGGGAGCAUUUAUCUCAUCUACUUCGUGGUGGACCGGUCCCAGAAGCUGGAGCAGUCAAAGAAGGAGUUGACGCUCUGGGAAAAGAAUGAGGUGAGUGUGGUGGUCUCGCUCGUCACCAUGCUAGCACCAUCAGCCUUCGACCUCAUCGCUGCGUUGGAGAUGUACCACCCUCGAACUACACUGCGCUUCCAGCUGGCAAGGGUCCUUGUGCUCUACCUGGGAAAUCUCUACAGUCUGAUCAUCGCUCUCCUGGACAAAGUCAACAGCAUGAGCAGUGAGGAAGCUGCUACUAAAAGUAACACAAGUCACUGGAUAGAUUCUACCAUCGUCUUUGCCACCAAGGCAGCCCCUGAAGAAGAGAAAUGGUCCAUGCCUGGGCCUGGGAUAGGGCUCAGGAGAAACAGCACAUGGGCCCUAGAAGAAGCUAGCAUCCCAACUUACACUUUGCCUCUCUCAGAGGCCAACAAGACCACUGUCUACACCCAGAGUCCUCAAAACCAGUGCUGGGAAACCUAUGUUGGGCAGGAGAUGCUGAAGCUCUCCAUCAUCGACAUGCUCUUCACUGUGGCCAGCAUCCUGCUCAUAGACUUCUUCCGAGGACUUUUUGUUCGGUACUUAAGUGACUACUGGUGUUGGGACCUGGAAAGCAAGUUUCCUGAAUAUGGGGAAUUCAAAAUAGCGGAGAAUGUGCUACAUUUAGUCUACAACCAGGGAAUGAUCUGGAUGGGGGCCUUCUUCUCUCCGUGCCUCCCUGCCUUCAAUGUCCUCAAGCUGAUUGGGCUCAUGUACCUGAGGAGCUGGGCUGUGCUGACCUGCAAUGUGCCCCACCAGCAGGUGUUUCGAGCCUCCAGAUCCAACAACUUCUACUUGGCCAUGCUCCUGUUUAUGCUCUUCCUCUGCAUGCUGCCAACCAUUUUUGCCAUUGUCCGGUACAAGCCCUCCCUACAUUGCGGGCCGUUCAGUGGACAAGAGAAGAUUUAUGACAUUGUGUCAGAGACGAUUGAGAAGGACUUUCCUGCAUGGUUUGGCUCUGUGGUGGGGUACAUCGGCAGCCCUGUGGUCAUCCUGCCGGCCGUGCUGCUGCUCUUCAUGCUCAUCUACUACCUUCAGAGCAUCGCAAGAUCACUGAAGCUCAGCAACCACCAGCUCAAAAUGCAGAUCCAAAACGCAAGAUCUGAAGAUAAGAAAAAGUUUGCCCAAAUGGUAGAAGCCCGAAUCCAAACCCAGGAUGAAAGCACCAAGAGGCUCCCACAGGACAUGGAUCUGGGCAGCCAGCUAUCCUCGGCUCCCUUGGCGACACCCCAGAACAAUGGCAACGUGGUCAAUUUUGACUCAACAAGCAGCAAAAGUGGCAGGGUAGAGACCGUCACCCAACCCACACCCCAGAGUCCCUGGCCAGGGACCAGCAGUCCUAGCUCGCCUCUUCCUGGCAUCUCCAAAUCCCGGCCGGAGCCAGACACCAACAGGUGUCCACGUGGCCCGUGUGCAAGCACAGGAGACCGUCACAGGAACAGAUCCUGCACACCUGCGACACUCACAAAGCACACGGAAGACAUUCACUCGGAACCUCUUUACCGAAAAGACUUUCAGCAAAUCAACCCUCCCCUUCAUGGACCGGGGGUCUCGGCCCCGGUGCCACAUGGUCAUAGGCCCCACGCUCCCAGAUACUAUAUCGUCAAUGAACGUGACGCUCACAAAAAAACACACCCAACUUUCCGGCCAGAAAGACAUUUCAAGAUAGAUGCCUUACGGGACGUCGUGGAGAUGUACCCCAGGAACGUGCGACAGUGUUUGUCCCGGGGCCCCCAGCAGGCUCGCUCUCCACAGCUGAGCGAAGAGGAAGAGGAGAUGCUGAGGAGAGAGCUGAUCAAGUGGUCCUUCCAGCCACGCUCCCUGACAGACCUCCGCGGGGCUCCCCACGUGUACGCUGGCGAGAGGUCAGCGAGUCAGCCGCUGGCUCCUGAGCACCAGGCACGGAGGCACCACAAGUCUUGGCACGACGGUUUUGAGGGUCUUGACAGGCUUAUGUAUGUGCACAAAAAGCCACGCUCCCGGAAUUUCCAGUACCCACAGCACCCUCUGAAGCCCAGAGGGAAGCCCAGGUUCGAGCCAUCCCUCACGGAAUCUGACUCCGUGUCAGCAGCCUCCAGUAGUGACCAGCAGAACAGCAGCACUGACCAGUACCUCCAGAUCACCCGCAGCCAGGGCAAGUUCUCGAGGUCUGCAGGCCAGCUCGGCAGGAGGAAGGCCACGUCCAGGCAGGAGCUGGCCACGGAUCUGAACGACCUGAUUUGUUCAGAUGUCUAGGGGCUCCUUCUGGUGUCCCGUCCAUAGAGGUCAGAGCCCGGUGGGAGUGCUGGUGUGGUCUGACAGGUGUGGUCCUUUCUGGAAAGAGACGAACACACCUGGUGGGUGUUAGAGACCUGUAGGGCGUCUCCAGGCCUGUCAGCUGCUGGCUG